CUGGAUGAUAAUCAUUGGGCAAGUUUGGGAAAUACUGAUUUAAGUACCACACUUCCUAUUAUACUUCAUUGAUGUAUAAUGUGAUGGCAUAAAAUCAGAAGAAAUUGAACAUAUGACUGAGUAAUGUGAACCUGGAGAAAAUUCCUUUGACCUUCGGUUAGUUGUUGAAACAUAUUCCAUGAGCAUUGGGACCUGAUGAGUGAAAGAAAUUAUUGUUUAAGGUAAUAUGUUUAAUAUAGCAGAGUCACUAUAUGUUGUUUAACUGGACAAACAAAACCAGAAACUUGUAUUGGAUUUAUUUUCUAGAGGAUUUUUCAGAGGAAAUUUUGACUUAAAGUUCUUGUUUCCUCUGUUAAGCUUUUCAGUAGUUAACUUUGCUAUUUUACAGAUAUAACUAUGGUUUUGUAACUUUUUAAAAUUCAUUCUUUGAAUACCUACGUAUUUAUGCUUGGAAAAUUAGAGAUGGCUUUCUGAAGGGCUGAUUUAUAUUAAGAUUUUGUGACUUGGCUUUGGUAGAAAAUCUUCUAGGAUUAAGGGAGUUGGAAGAGAAAAUUAAACAGUUCAUUGUUUGUUGGAGCCAUUUGAAAGGCCUGACAUUUGUGAGAGGGGGCAUCUUUUUCUUUGAGAUUGAAUGCAAUUUAACUCAGUCACACAAGAUGUUUCCCUUUGGUGCCUUCUUCCUGCUUCUGCUGAGAGCUUGAGAGAUGGGCAUAGUCCCUCGUAGCUAUGGCUGCAGCUCCAUCUGCCAGCAUUAGAAUGGCUGCAGAAACUGAAAGCCCUUGAAAAGAACGUGUAUCACUUUGCAGUAGUAGUUCUGGGAGGACAUGUAUGCUCAGGAUUCUAUAGAGCUACUAACAACAUCAGGUAUCCAGUUUAAAAAACAUGAAGAGGAAGGAAUUGAGACCCAAUACUUUGCAGAACUUCUUAUGACUUCAGGAGUGGUCCUCUGUGAAGGGGUCAAAUGGUUAUCAUUUCAUAGCGGUUAUGACUUUGGCUAUUUAAUCAAAAUCCUGACCAACUCUAACUUGCCUGAAGAAGAACUUGACUUCUUUGAGAUCCUUCGAUUGUUUUUUCCUGUCAUUUAUGAUGUGAAAUACCUCAUGAAGAGCUGCAAAAAUCUCAAAGGUGGAUUACAGGAAGUUGCUGAACAGUUGGAGCUGGAAAGGAUAGGACCACAACAUCAGGCAGGAUCUGAUUCAUUACUUACAGGAAUGGCCUUUUUCAAAAUGAGAGAAAUGUUCUUUGAAGAUCACAUUGAUGAUGCCAAAUAUUGUGGUCAUUUGUAUGGCCUUGGUUCUGGUUCAUCCUAUGUACAGAAUGGCACAGGGAAUGCAUAUGAAGAGGAAGCCAACAAGCAGUCAUGACAUGAAAUAGUUCUUUUAUUUUUAUUUUAUUUGAGCUACAUACAUGCUUGUAUAUAGGUUUUAUCUCUGGUUGAAUUCCUUAACGAUAUACAAUAUCUUUUCUCCCCCUUUCAUAGCACAUUUUAUUUUCUGCCUUUCAGUACGAAGUAUGACUGAUUCUAUCUCAGAACUUAAUGAAUAGAAGUACAUUCAGGUUAAAUUUGGCCUUAAUUUAAUAUAUGUGUUAGAAAGUAUGUGUGACAGCGUGGGGAAAUCAUCAUACUAAAUAAUUUGAUAAACUGCCUACUUGAGCUUGUCCCCUUCCCCCAUUCCUAAAUUAAUUAGUAUCGCCUGUAAUUUAUUUCCCUGUUUCAUGUCUUUCCCUUCCAUUCUGCAGGAGUUUUUAAGUAUUUGAAAGUAUGGACCAUCAAUUUUGCACUUUAGAGAGUGAUUCCAAUCCUCUGUUUUAUCAGAAAUUGUGGUUUUUCUUGCUCUUAGCUGGGAAAAUGACCAUCUGCCAAUUUUAUACAGUAUUUGCUUGUUUUUGACCUACAGAAUAUAGCACUUGUAUUGUGCAAACGGUUGAUUCAGGAAGAUUAACAACAACCAAAAGACAAGGAACUACUGAGGAGCUUAGUGACUACUGUCUAUGUAUGUAGUGUUUAAUCUUCCAAGCACAUCUCAUGUCUGUCAUUUCUAAUUGGCAUGUGUAGGCUGCUUUGUGACUGAAGAACUUUCAAACCAGCUUUACACCCUUCAGGAAAAGGCCCUUGUGAUUGGACAUUUAGUAUCUACCAGGAAACUGGCAUUCAAGAUGUUGAAGCUACAGUUAUUUUAUGAUACUACAUUUCCUUUAUUCGGUUUCUUUAUUCUAUAACUGCUUACCUUCAUUAUCUUUUUUUAUUUUAUAGCCAUACUUAUGAUGUUCUUGAUUUGUUGAUUAUACAAAUCAAUUUCAUUGAAGUCCAAAGAUAACAAGUUUUUAGGUAUAUUUUAUAUCAAAUUUAUCAAAUUAAGAGUCAAAAUUUGUGCUUUCAUAGCUACAAAAAUAAUGGAGAGAUUUGGUGCAAAACAACAAAAUACAAUAUAUAUAUAUACAUACACUUAUAUAGCUAAUAGUUACCUGAGGAGUGUAAUGCUUGUUUAUUUUUUUGUGUAUAUCUUUACAAUCUAUUUUAUAUAUAUUGACAAGAGACUGUGAAAUAUUUAGCCAGGCAGAAUAUGUGACCAGGCCAGAGCAUGUGUAGGAAGACUUUAUGAUAAUCAUUAAGUCUACCUUGAAGUGAUGGACUACAAGUCAUAAUGUGUUAUCUACACUUCAAUCAGUAAUAUUAGUAAUAUUAGCAAAUCUCCAGAUGUUAGCAAGAUUAGUUUGUUUCCCUUGUACAUUCUUUAUUAUAUUCAUGAUAUUACAAUGCUGUACUGGGUGGUCCUUUUUAAACAGAACAUUAUUUGAAAAAACAGAGGGUAUUUGUUUUUAAAGCUUUUGUAAAUAAAGGCUUCAGAAAUGUUUUCUUA
Messenger RNA from Dipodomys ordii (Ord's kangaroo rat), 2861 nucleotides. RefSeq names its product CCR4-NOT transcription complex, subunit 7 (gene Cnot7). Gene Ontology annotation, cellular component: CCR4-NOT core complex; CCR4-NOT complex; P-body. NCBI's taxonomy places the organism in Eukaryota, Metazoa, Chordata, Mammalia, Rodentia, Heteromyidae. The coding region runs from base 825 to 1364 and encodes 179 amino acids. The record is from RefSeq and is a predicted model, not a curated record. Gene Ontology annotation, molecular function: nucleic acid binding; poly(A)-specific ribonuclease activity. The transcript is spliced from 5 exons.